AUGGCGCCAACCGCAGUAUCGGCUGGUCCUUCAGCGAGCGCGAUCCACAGCAAGAAUGCAUCGAGCCAGCAGUCACUCUCUUCGUUCUCAGAUUAUCACCUCGACUAUCGUCUGUGGAACGCUUCCGAACCCACAUCUGAAUCUUCACAACGUUUCAUAGCCUCGCUGCGGUUGGCCAUGGUUGGGAUUGGAUUCUUCUAUCUACACGGUACUCCACUGGACGCUAGACGCAACGCAAUGUUCGACCUAGUCUCGCGCUUCUUUCAACUUCCACUCGAACAAAGACUCAAGAUUGAUAUGGAUAAUAGUCGUCAUUUUCGCGGCUACUGCAAAUUUGGUGACGAGCGAACGCAGCAGAAGCAGGAUCUGAGGGAUCAAGUCGACUACGCACCGCAAGUGGAGCCAGUGACGGACAAGCAGUUGUUGGACAAGUAUCCUUUUCUGAAUCUGUACGGACCGAACCAAUUUGUUGACGACGAGGUCUGCGAAGGACAUAGGAGGAUAGUGUUGGAAUGGUUCGAAGCAGCCGAAGAGGUGUCAAAUCAAUUGACGAGGGCGAUUGAACUAGCGUUGGGAGUGCAAGAGGGAGAGCUAUCACAGUUCUUGACUGGCAAGACCAAGUUCAGAGGUGGUGAUGCUCAACUCGAUGGCUUGGGGCCGUUGCCUUACGCAAGAAUGAAGACAAUUCGCUAUCCGACCGGCGUCGCUGUGGACGGUAUUACCCGCAAAGACCCUUCCAGCACGCAAGGCGUAGGUGCCCACAAAGACAGCGGUUGGCUCACGCUGCUAGCUCCGUCCGCCCAAGUUGGUGGUCUGGAAGGACAAGACUUCUCCGGUUCCUGGCUCAGCAUCCCCCACGUCGAUGGCAGCAUCAUUGUCAAUUUCGGUCAACAAGUCGAAUUCCUUACCAACGGCAUCGUUCAAGCUGCUACCCACCGUGUUGUGUCCAACCCCAAUGGCACUCAGGACAGGUUUUCCGUCGCCUUUUUCAGUAGUCCCGCUCUCAACACAUAUCUCAAGCCCUUGGAUUCACGCAGAUUCAGUAAAGAGCUGGUCGAAGCCUGGAAGACGGCAGAAUCAAAGAGGAGCGGGGGGGAUAUCAUCAGUGAUGUUCCAAAGGGCGAUCUGUUUGCAAGAGCCGAUGAGCCAUUUGGUUGGAUCAAUUGGAGAGGGUUAGUCAGGAGUCAUCCCGGUGUCGUGAACGCUUUCUACCGCGACUCUGUAUCAUAG
Mycosarcoma maydis (corn smut) is the source of this 1230-nucleotide messenger RNA. RefSeq lists its product as uncharacterized. Bases 1 to 1230 code for a protein of 409 amino acids. Gene Ontology annotation, molecular function: dioxygenase activity. The record is from RefSeq and is a predicted model, not a curated record. NCBI's taxonomy places the organism in Eukaryota, Fungi, Basidiomycota, Ustilaginomycetes, Ustilaginales. The transcript has a single exon.